Molecule: messenger RNA, 831 nt
Organism: Fulvia fulva
Lineage: Eukaryota; Fungi; Ascomycota; Dothideomycetes; Mycosphaerellales; Mycosphaerellaceae
Product: Putative sterigmatocystin biosynthesis peroxidase stcC
Exons: 2
Coding region: 1-831 (276 amino acids)
Molecular function (GO): peroxidase activity
Source: RefSeq, a predicted model, not a curated record
AUGGCAUCCCUCAAGAAGAUACUCCUGGUCUCGGCUGCCGUAUGUGCUCCAACACUGGCCCUACCAACCCUUAGCGAGCGCGACUUCACAACAUGGUCUCCUCCCGGUGCAGGAGACGUCCGCUCUCCCUGCCCAGCCAUGAAUUCCCUCGCGAACCAUGGCUUCAUCCCCCCCAGCGGCAAAGGCCUUACUCAACCCAUCGUCACCAAAGGCCUCGCAGAUGCCCUCAACAUCGGCCCCGACAUGGCCAACUUCCUCUUCGCAGGCGGACUUCUUAGCGCACCGCAACUUCUCCUCGGCAGCUUCGACCUUAACAUGUUGAAUCGACACAACUUCCCCAUUGAGCAUGAUGUUUCGUUGUCUCGACAGGAUACUUUCUUCGGCAACAAUCAACCUUUCAACCGAACGAUCUUCAAUGAGGUCUUGGCUUUCUACAAGGGCAUGGAGAACGCCACUAUCCCGGUCACUUGGCAGGCCAAGUAUGCUCGUGUGCAGGACAGUCAGAAGAGGAACCCGGACUGCACGUAUGGACCGAGGGAACUCCUGCUCAGUAACGGCGAGGCGGCGUUGUACUUGAGUGUGCUUGGUGAUCCCACAAGUGGUGUGGCUCCGGUCAAGUACAUCAAGACUUUCUUCGAGCAGGAGCGAUUACCCUACAAGGAGGGCUGUGUUGGGAACAUGAUCUUCAGACUGUACGGAGCUAGCCCAGAGCCACUGCCUGAGGGUUUGGAGGUUCUCACCAUUGGAGCGUACAGAGAUGUUAUCGCAGGCUUUAAUCCUGUCACGAGUAUUCUGAGGAAUGCAACAUGUGCGCUGGCUCGUCCAUGCUAA